Colletotrichum tamarilloi is the source of this 687-nucleotide messenger RNA. RefSeq lists its product as uncharacterized. Bases 1 to 687 code for a protein of 228 amino acids. The transcript is spliced from 3 exons. The record is from RefSeq and is a predicted model, not a curated record. Lineage: Eukaryota; Fungi; Ascomycota; Sordariomycetes; Glomerellales; Glomerellaceae.
AUGAAUGCCAAUACGGCUAUCAUUCCCACAUCAAGUAUCGAUUUUCACGAGGCUGGUGCGAGAGCAUUGACUUUAAGCGGUUUUCAUGUCGCGAGGGUGUGUCACUGUCCCCCCUCUCAGUACCUACUGGACACAACCUACGCUGUUUGGGUAUUCCCUGGCCGCGCGGUAGCAAAUCUGACCUCUCUGUCUUCCCACCCACAUAAACCGCCUACCUCACUGGACUGCUCCGCCGCCCGUCGCGCCGUUGUCGCCGGUCCCUGUUUUUCCCUCUGUCCUUCCUGGUCCCUCCCGCCUUUCCUGCGCUGGGCUGCAUAUCCGUACGCAUCCUUCCAAGAAAAGAUACGGUGCGCGCAUCGGUGCUUUACUUCUACCUUGCCUUACCUAAGGUACUAUCUCGACACGACCUUAUUCCGACUUCAUUCCGUUGCCUUGCAUCAUCCGCCAAAUUCAUCUGCCGUCAACCUCGACCCUCGCCUGGUGCACGGCAUCGUGUCCAUGAUCGAGACACCUACCCCACCAAACGUGUUCAAGCCAUGGCAAAUGUCUGCAAGGAUCAAGUGCGUCUGCCCAAAAAUGUCCUCUGCCCCCAGUCCGGCUUCGCGCCAGGCCCCACGCGAGCUCCAGUCCUCCUUCUCUGCCCGCCUUUGUCUUCUCUCCACCCCGCUCAGACAGCCCAAGUCCUGA